Pezoporus flaviventris is the source of this 2681-nucleotide messenger RNA. RefSeq names its product nuclear receptor subfamily 2 group E member 1 (gene NR2E1). Lineage: Eukaryota; Metazoa; Chordata; Aves; Psittaciformes; Psittacidae. Gene Ontology annotation, biological process: cell differentiation; negative regulation of transcription by RNA polymerase II; anatomical structure development. The coding region runs from base 251 to 1408 and encodes 385 amino acids. The record is from RefSeq and is a predicted model, not a curated record. The transcript is spliced from 9 exons. Gene Ontology annotation, molecular function: RNA polymerase II cis-regulatory region sequence-specific DNA binding; nuclear receptor activity; zinc ion binding.
CACUGUUUUGCCGCCUUCCCGCAGCGUGCCCCCAUCCCUCGGAGGAGCGGGGCAGCGGCGAAGAUGCGCCGGUCCCCUCGGCGGAGCCAGCAGUGAGCGCCCGAGGGAGGCACCUGCCCCGCGGAGCCGCCGCUGCCGCCGAGCCGGCGGGCAGGGAGGGGGGAAGAACACGGGGGGGGACACACGGACAGCGGCCUCGCCCCGGCACCGACACUUCGCCCUGAGUUUAACGACUCCGGGGCCUUCGAGCAUGAGCAAGCCGGCGGGAUCAACAAGUCGCAUUUUAGACAUCCCUUGCAAAGUGUGUGGGGACCGCAGCUCCGGGAAGCAUUACGGGGUUUACGCCUGCGAUGGGUGCUCCGGUUUUUUCAAGCGGAGCAUCAGGAGGAACAGGACCUAUGUUUGCAAAUCGGGCAAUCAGGGAGGCUGCCCGGUGGACAAGACGCACAGGAACCAGUGCCGGGCCUGCCGGCUGAAGAAGUGCUUGGAGGUCAACAUGAACAAAGACGCAGUGCAGCACGAGCGGGGCCCCCGGACAUCAACAAUACGGAAGCAGGUGGCUCUCUACUUCCGCGGGCACAAGGAGGAGAGCAGCAGCGCUCCGCAUUUCCCUGCUGCCGCCCUGCCAGCACCUGCCUUCUUCACCACUGUCUCCCAGUUGGAGCCACAUGGCCUGGAGCUGGCUGCCGUUGCUGGCACACCAGAGAGGCAGGCUCUGGUGGGCCUGGCGCAGCCCACCCCAAAGUACCCCCAUGAAGUCAAUGGUACCCCUAUGUAUCUCUAUGAAGUGGCCACCGAAUCCGUCUGUGAGUCAGCAGCCAGACUUCUGUUCAUGAGCAUCAAGUGGGCCAAGAGUGUCCCAGCCUUCUCCACCUUGUCCUUACAAGACCAGCUGAUGCUUUUGGAAGAUGCUUGGAGAGAACUGUUUGUUCUAGGAAUAGCACAAUGGGCCAUUCCAGUUGAUGCUAACACUCUACUGGCUGUAUCUGGCAUGAACGGUGACAAUACAGAUUCUCAGAAGCUGAAUAAAAUUAUUUCAGAAAUACAGGCUUUACAGGAGGUUGUGGCUAGAUUUAGACAACUUCGGCUAGAUGCUACCGAAUUUGCCUGUCUCAAAUGCAUUGUCACUUUUAAAGCUGUGCCUACACACAGUGGUUCUGAACUGAGGAGUUUCCGAAAUGCUGCCGCCAUAGCAGCCCUUCAAGACGAAGCCCAGCUCACUCUGAACAGCUACAUUCAUACCAGGUAUCCCACACAACCCUGUCGUUUUGGAAAACUUUUAUUGCUUUUACCAGCUUUACGUUCCAUUAGCCCAUCUACAAUAGAAGAAGUGUUUUUCAAAAAGACCAUUGGGAAUGUACCAAUUACAAGACUGCUUUCAGAUAUGUACAAAUCCAGUGACAUAUAAAUCACCUUAAAAUAAAGCAUCAGGAUGGACAGUUUGAGAAGAACUUUAAUCUAUGGAGAAAAAGCCUCAACUAACAAAAUCUACAGGAAGCAUAAACCUGGGAAUGUUUAGCCUUUAAACCCAUUGACACAAAAUAGAUAUGAUUCUGCUGCUCUGAACAGAGUGAUUUAGAUCAUGGAGAGAAUGCUUUGUUCUAUGGAAAAAGUGAAAGUGGUUGGAAUUUGGCUGCUAUUCCUGCUACUACAGGAUGGAAGCAAUUCAGAUGCCAGUCAUAGUUAACAAAGACUCCGCUAUUCUCUCAUUUAACUGGCAGAUCUGAGACAAAAUGUGAAAGAAGGUACUUUAGUUUGUUCAGUAUUUGGAACCCGGUGACCAAACUUGGCUUCUGUUGUAACAUGAGGUGCGGUGGCCUUCAGAAUUGUUUUAAAAGUAGCCUAUGUUGAGAAAAUGUUUUUGAUAUGAUAGGCAACGUUUAAGACCAGGUUACCAAAACAUUGCUUCUGCUUAUAAUACAUCAUGAAGUGGCCUUCAGAACUGAUUAAAAAGUAGCUUAUGACAGCAGCUCCAUUCAUCCCUGCAAAAUGAACUGGUGAUCUUUGCUGCGGAUAUCACCACAAUUUGUUUGGCUAACAUCUCAAAGACAGAAGAGCAUUAUACACUCCCUCCCUGACCUUCCUCCCUUCUUCCACACACAGAGACAUGUAUUCGCAAACACACCUGAAAAGACACGAGUCAAGAAAGGAAGACUAAAACAGCAAAACCAAAUACAAUGGAGAUGACUGCUUCAGUGACCUGCUGGCUGUCCCGUUGGCACAGUGCUGAAACCAAAGGCAAUGGUGGCCAAACUCUUUGUCAAUGAGAUGUGCAGAGAAAUGACUAUUAAGAAAAAAUAAUCAAUGGAAGGAAUUUUAUUUCGAAGAAAUGAAGUUGUUGACUGAUAAAAUGCUAACAAUUUCCAAAAGUCUCCAAUGCCUUUUUAGAAAACUCCAGGUUCUAAUUUUGAAGCCUUGUUCGCCUACACCCUCUCACACACAGUCAUGUUAUAAGCUGCUUAUUUGAUGUAUAAAAAAAUGUAGGAAAAAAAACAUUUAAAGAUAGCUGCUGUACUUUUCAAAAUUUGAGUUGUUAUUAGGAACUAGCACUGAGAAAAAUCGGCACUCGGACUAUCAUAGAAUGAGUAAAACUUUUCCUGUACAAAGUGGAUUAACUGAUUUGUGAAGUUAAAAAGUUGUACUCAUUGUAUUUACAAAGAAUAAAAAUAUAUUGAAUUUAA